AUGGCGGACCAGGCAGAGACCGAGACUAUCGGGUUCGGCGACAACAGAAUGGCGCAGCAGGCAGUGCGGUUCCGCGGCCCUUCGCCUGCAUCCGCACCUGCAUCUGCACCUGCCCAGACUCAAGUGUUACGAGGCCCACCACCACUCCUUAGGCCACCGCCACCCCCUUUUGGAAUGAUGAGGGGACCCCCACCGCGACCCCCAUUUGCACGCCCACCCUUUGACCCCAACAUGCCACCCAUCCCACCUCCAGGAGGCAUGCCGCCACCCAUGGGACCCCCCCAUCUACAGAGACCUCCGUUCCUUCCCCCUCCCAUGGGAAACCUGCCGCCUCCACCAGGAAUGCUCUUUCCUCCUGGGAUGCCCCCCAUUCCUGCAUCUGGAACCCCUCCACUCAACCCCACAGAGGAGAUCUGGGUAGAGAACAAAACACCAGAGGGGAAGGCAUAUUACUACAACGCCAGGACCAGAGAGUCAUCGUGGAGUAAACCGGAUGGUGUGAAGAUCAUCCAGCAGUCUGAACUCAACCCUCUACUUGUAGCUGGGGCUGCGGGGACGGGUGCAAGUGCCGGGGUGACUGCAGCUGCCAGCUCAAGUAGUGUCAACACUACAGCCAGCACGGCAGCAGCAGCCCCCCCUACCCAAGCCCCGUCCACAACCCCCUCCCGCACACUUACCUCCAGUCCGGACUCCACCACAACCCCCUCCCCCUCUGUGACCAUUGCAGCCACUGUUGUAGCAGACCUGAACCCUGUUGCCACAGUGACCUCAACUGUUGCUGUGUCUCCAGUCACUGUGGUAACAGUUUCCACGGUGCCAUCACCUGUUACGGCAGUGCAGACCGUGCCUCUGCUGCCUGCAGCCCUGCCUCACAGUGUGGCCCAGCCCACCGCAGCCAUACCUGCCUUCCCCCCCGUCAUGGUGCCACCUUUCAGGGUGCCCUUGCCGGGCAUGCACAUCCCACUACCAGGUGUAGCAAUGAUGCAGAUAGUAGGUGCACCCUGUGUAAAGGCAGGCCCCAGCGCCAACGGCAUGCUUCCAGGCAUGGGCCCGCCUUUAGUUUCCAUGAUGCAUCCACAGCUGGCUCUCUCAGCAGCUCCUGCCUCCAUGGCCGGAUCCUUGCAGCUCCCCGAGUGGUCGGAGUAUAAAACAGCUGAUGGGAAAACGUACUACUACAACAACCGAACACUGGAGUCCACCUGGGAGAAACCACAGGCCCUAGUGGAGAAAGAAAAAGAAGCAGAAAAGCUCAAGGAGCGUCUGGCCCAGGAGGAAGCUGAAGCAAUGGAGAUGGAGGAUGAGCAGAACAAAACAGAAAAUACUAAUAAUGAAAAGGAUGAGCCUAAAGAAGAGGAGAUGACGGAGGAGGAAAAAGCAGCUCAAAAAGCGAGGCCUAUAGCCACCAACCCUAUCCCUGGCACACCAUGGUGUGUGGUAUGGACAGGCGAUGAUCGCGUGUUCUUCUACAACCCAACAACACGGCUGUCCAUGUGGGACCGGCCUGAGGAGCUGGUUGGUCGAGCUGACGUUGACAAACACAUCCAGGAGCCACCGCACAAGAGAGGCCUGGAGGACAGCAAGAAGACAGGUAUCAAUAAGGAGGAGCCAGAAUUAGCUAUUGCGACUGAAGAGAAUCAGGAUGAGGAGCCAACCAAAGCCAAAAAGAGAAAGAAGGAGGAAAUGAAGGAAGCAGACUCUGAGAAGGAAGCAGCAAUGGAGGCAGAGCUCAGAGCUGCCAGAGAAAGAGCUAUAGUGCCGCUAGAGGCCCGGAUGACCCAGUUCAGAGAAAUGCUGCUGGAGAGAGGGGUGUCUGCAUUCUCAACUUGGGACAAAGAGCUUCAUAAGAUUGUGUUUGACCCACGUUACCUUCUGCUCAAUCCAAAGGAGAGGAAACAGGUGUUUGAUCAGUAUGUGAAGACGCGAGCGGAGGAAGAGAGGAAAGAGAAGAAGAACAAGCUGAUGCAGGCCAAAGACGAGUUCAGGAGGAUGAUGGAGGAGGCAAAGCUCACACCUAGAACAACAUUUAGUGAAUUUGCAGUAAAGCACGGCCGAGACCCGCGAUUUAAGACAAUAGAGAAGAUGAAGGACAGGGAGGCUAUCUUCAUGGAAUUCAUCACUGCUAUGAGGAAAAGAGAGAAAGAGGACUCCAAGUCGAGAGGAGAGAAGGUGAAGCAAGACUUCUUUGAUCUCCUCAGUGAGCAGCACAUGGAGGGAAGCCAGCGGUGGAGCAAAGUAAAAGAGAGGCUAGAGACUGACCCGCGGUACAAAGCUGUGGAGAGCUCGGCACUCAGAGAAGAACUUUUCAAACAGUACAUGGAAAAACAAGCCAAGAGCGUGGACAUCGAGAAGGAGCGCGAGCUGGAGCGGCAGGCUCGUAUCGAAGCCAGUCUCAGAGAGAGGGAGCGGGAGGUGCAGAAGGCCCGAUCAGAGCAGACCAAAGAGAUCGACCGAGAAAGGGAGCAGCACAAGAGGGAGGAGGCCAUCCAGCAUUUCAAAGCUCUCAUGUCAGAUAUGGUACGGUCUUCAGAUGCAACAUGGUCAGACACACGUCGUAACCUGCGGAAGGACCAUCGCUGGGAGUCAGCGUCACUGCUAGAGAGAGAGGAGAAGGAGAAGCUGUUCAACGAGCAUGUAGAAGCCCUGGCCAAGAAAAAGAAAGAACAUUUCAGGCAGCUGCUGGACGAGACCAGCAUGAUCACUCUGACAACCACAUGGAAGGAGGUGAAGAAGGUUAUCAAGGAGGACCCUCGCUGUAUUAAGUUCUCCUCCAGUGACAGAAAGAGACAGCGGGAGUUUGAAGACUACAUCAAAGACAAGUACAUCACAGCCAAAGCUGACUUCAGAACCCUGCUAAAGGAGACAAAGUUCAUCACAUACAGGUCGAGAAAGCUCAUCCAGGAGUCAGAGCAGCAUCUGAAAGAUGUGGAGAAGAUCCUUCAGAAUGACAAGCGGUACCUCGUUCUGGAGUGUGUCCCCGAGGAGCGCAGGAAGCUCAUCAUGUUCUACAUUGAAGAUCUAGACCGCCGCGGGCCACCGCCUCCCCCCACCGCCUCUGAGCCCACCAGACGCUCUACCAAGUGACCAAUGACAUCAUCUUCUCUGCCGGUGCCCUACUCCUCCUUGCCCUCCCUUUGGCCAGAGCAUGACCUCCCCAACACCCCCUGAACCCCGCCCUCCAGGCCCAUGGCUGGCCUCGCAGUGUUAUUGCUGGGCGGUGAUGUUGCUUUCAGAUGUACCAUAGAGAUGAACGGUUAAGGUCUCUAUGUUAUGUCGCCUCUUAGCCCUGAAAUAGCCCUGCAUUUAAGGCAACAGCAGGGAACAGAGGUUACCUGAUCUAAAGGUGACCCUUGACCCCUCACCUCUGACUGACCACAUUAGAGGGAGAGGGAUAGUGAUAUGGCUGCUGCCCAUGCAGCCACAGAGGUGUAAGAUAGCUGAUGUAAACGAAAUGAGUGUGUGUGAGUGUGCGUCUGUGUGCGUGCGUUUGCGCGCGUGUGUGGUGCGUGGACAAGUGAGUGUGUGCAUGUGUCUGAGGCGUCCUUAAGCCUUACUGCUCCACUGUGCCAGUCAUUGUUUCAGCGGCUCAGUGUGAAUGUUAGUUUCUGCUCAGUGGUUUACUCCGAUGUCGCAGCAGUUUCACUGUUGAAUGAAUAAAAGCAACUUCCAUUGUUUUUCAA
Messenger RNA from Chelmon rostratus (copperband butterflyfish), 3677 nucleotides. It is a transcript of the gene tcerg1b, whose product is annotated as transcription elongation regulator 1b (CA150). Gene Ontology annotation, cellular component: nucleus. The transcript has 21 exons. Gene Ontology annotation, molecular function: RNA polymerase binding; transcription coregulator activity. The record is from RefSeq and is a predicted model, not a curated record. NCBI's taxonomy places the organism in Eukaryota, Metazoa, Chordata, Actinopteri, Chaetodontiformes, Chaetodontidae. The coding region runs from base 1 to 3081 and encodes 1026 amino acids.